AUGACCACUUACACCUUCGUACAAGCAACUGAAAAAGAUGAAGAGAAGAUCCUUGAGUUUCUCUUUGCACAAUUUGCCGUCAGCGAUCCAAUUUCGAAAUCAAUAAAGUUGACGAAAGGCGAUGCGAUUGAAUUGUUUUGCGAUGAUGCUAGAUUAGGUACAAACAAAUAUUCUACACUUAUAUAUGAUGAUCGCGAACGGUAA
Messenger RNA from Cylicostephanus goldi, 204 nucleotides. The record is from the annotation of a GenBank genome assembly. Lineage: Eukaryota; Metazoa; Nematoda; Chromadorea; Rhabditida; Strongylidae.